AUGAUGAGGCGGGCCGUUACGAAGAUAAUAUCGAAUAAGAGCAUACGGCCGUCAUCAAACGAAUCGAAUUUUAAGAUAGACUUCAAUUCUGUGGAGGAUUUUUAUGUUCAGUUAGAUGAACCGCACAACUCAUGGCUUCCUGGGGAUGAAGUCUCUGGACAAAUCAUAUUCAUAUCGAAGAAAAAUCUAGCUAACAUUGUGAUAACGCUUUCAUUGAUAGGCUACGUAAAGAUAAAUGCUUCGUCACAUUCAAAGCUCCGAACUAAUAAAUACUCGUUAUUCAAUCAUACUAUAAAAAUUUAUGGGGAUGACCAUCCUCCUGUGAAUCUGCGACGAGAAUCAAAUGAUUUUUCAAAUGGAUUAUUUAAGGGAGAACACAGAUUUCCGUUCAUUGUCAAGUUACCGAAAAAGAGGGUUUAUACCAGCAUAGAUUUUGGAAGGGGAUCCAUAAAUUAUCUUUUAAAAGCCGUGAUAGGGGAUGCUUCUGAAAUGCAGAUGCCCGCAUCUCCAAAUGUAUCGAGCUCCUCUGACUCAACCAACUCACCUGGUGGUAAUUUCAUAACCAGAGCCAAGCAUCUAAAGAUAAUUCAAAAUUCUGUUUAUUCUUCGGAAAAAACAAUACGAUUGAUAGAUCCAAUUGACGUGGCAGAGCUCCCACCUGCCAGACCGAAAAAGUUAAUAAUAAAAGAUCCCAGAAAAUCAAAAAUACUAUCAAGGACCCAGUCAUCUGCUUCAAAUAAUUCUGGAAAUACUAUAAGUACUACAUCGCCAAUAGAAGUAUUGGGUGAGCAUGAAGAUGGAGAACACGAUUUAAAUGUAAAUGGUGUUGGAAAUAGGACGGCUGUCAAUCCUAGCGUAUCAAUGUCGUCGGUUGUAUCUUAUCCUGGUGGCGAAAAGCCAGAAUUCAUUAAAGUUGCAUUAGAUAUACCUCAAAGGGGCUACUUGAGAGGAGAAUUGAUACCAGUAAAGCUUACAAUUAAUCAUUUAAAAAAAAUACAAGACUUGAAUGGUAUAAUAUUGACUUUCGUGAGGGUUUGCCGACUAGACAAUGGGCCAGACGCUACAUUCGAAUCAUUCAGAAAGGAUCUUCAACAGCUGGUUAUUCCCUUAUAUGUUGAUCCAACGUCUCUUCGGGCGGAGAUUAAUACUAACAUUAGGGUUCCCGCCGAUGCUUUUCCAACAAUAGUAGGGUGCCCUUUGGUAUCAUUUCAGUACUUUAUUGAGGUUUUAGUGAAUCUUUCGGGCAAAUCAGUUGCACUUGAUAGAGUGGGGCAUAAAGAUACCGGAAUACUGUCAGAGGAGCCGGUAAGUCUGACUAUAAUUGACCCCUCAGGCUUACGAAAUUUUAAGUUCAACUUUAAUUUCUCGACUUCUUCUUCAGAACAACAUGAGAGAUCUGACUUCAUUUAUACGGAUAAGUAUAAAAGAAUGAAAAAGUUCUUGCAAUUAAACACAGAAGUCAUUAUUGGUACUCAUAGACUGAAGGGUGGAGGUCCAAAUCGUCUUCCUGAUGCAAAUGUUGCAUCUCCUAUAUCACAAAGAUCGUCCGUUUCGUCAAAUGCAUCACCAGGAACUAUGAGUCAAAAUGAUUCGUCACCUCAUGGGGUUACUCCUCAUUCUAUUCCUACCAUACCCUAUAUUAACCCAAUACCAGAAUCCGUCAGAGUUACUGACUUUGAAAUCCCUCCAUAUGUUGAGAAUGGGUCCAACUCGGUUGCUGUUCCACGCUACGAUGAAGUUCAAAAUUCGGUUCAGCCACCUGAGAUACCCAUACCCGAUCCAAUACAUCUAUCAGAAAAGGAUAGGAUGAAAGCUCACGAAUCUAGUUUAUUGCCAUCUGAACCAGUGUUUGAACUGAUAGAGGAAGGUCCUAACGACUCAACUGAUCAAUCUGAAGGAUUUCUGAGUAAUCUCGCAGAGGAGCCAGAUUAUUCGGACCAUCCUAUCUCAAGAAAUGAAUCACCGUUCCAGUAUUUUGUUCCACCUUCAGGCUCUUCAUGGGAUCCGACAACAAAUUCGUAUGGCGAUGAUGGAAACGAGCUGGUAAGUUCUAAUCCGACGGCUCGAACAGCUCCAACUUAUGAUUUAUCGCAAAAUGAUAGAUUAUUGGUGGAUGUGGAUAAUUCAACUAGUAGAAAUUCAAGUGCAGAAGGAGGUCACUAG
Molecule: messenger RNA, 2163 nt
Organism: Priceomyces carsonii
Lineage: Eukaryota; Fungi; Ascomycota; Pichiomycetes; Serinales; Debaryomycetaceae
Gene: RIM8
Product: Rim8p
Exons: 1
Coding region: 1-2163 (720 amino acids)
Biological process (GO): ubiquitin-dependent endocytosis
Cellular component (GO): cytoplasm; cytosol; plasma membrane
Molecular function (GO): protein-macromolecule adaptor activity; ubiquitin protein ligase binding
Source: RefSeq, a predicted model, not a curated record